This is a messenger RNA of Lepus europaeus (European hare), 1413 nucleotides long. RefSeq names its product solute carrier family 52 member 3 (gene SLC52A3). NCBI's taxonomy places the organism in Eukaryota, Metazoa, Chordata, Mammalia, Lagomorpha, Leporidae. The record is from RefSeq and is a predicted model, not a curated record. Gene Ontology annotation, cellular component: plasma membrane. The coding region runs from base 1 to 1413 and encodes 470 amino acids. Gene Ontology annotation, molecular function: riboflavin transmembrane transporter activity. The transcript has 4 exons. Gene Ontology annotation, biological process: riboflavin transport.
AUGGCCUUCCUCGUACACCUGCUGGUCUGCACCUUCGGGAUGGGCUCCUGGGUGGCCAUCAACGGGCUCUGGGUAGAGCUCCCCCUGCUGGUGACGGAGCUGCCCGAGGCCUGGAACCUGCCCUCCUACCUCACGGUGAUCAUCCAGCUGGCCAACGUCGGCCCCCUCCUCGUCACCCUGCUGCACCGCUUCCGGCCCGGCUGCCUCUCCGAGGUGCCCGUCAUCUUGGCCGUGCUGGGGCUGGGCACCGUCACCUGCGUCCUCAUGGCCUUCCUCUGGAACGUGACCUCCUGGGUGCAGGGCGGCCGGCACAGCGUCGCCUUCAUGGUCCUCACCUUCUGCCUGGCCCUGGUGGACUGCACCUCCUCCGUCACCUUCCUGCCCUUCAUGAGCCGGCUGCCCGCCUCCUACCUCACCACCUUCUUCGUGGGCGAAGGGCUCAGCGGCCUCCUGCCUGCACUGGUGGCACUCGCCCAGGGCUCAGGUCUCACUGUCUGCGUCAAUGUCACGGACACACCAGGCCCGGGCACCUCAAGCCCUGUGACUGCCGAGGACAACAGCAUCACGCAGGGAGCCCACAGCACUUCUGCGUUGUCGUCCGCCCUGCCCGCUGCCUCCCGGGGCCACCUGCAAAGCCGCUACCUCCCGGCCCGCUUCUCGCCCCUGCUCUUCUUCCUGCUGCUGGCCCUCAUGAUGGCCGGCUGCCUCGUCGCCUUCUUGCUCCUGCAGCGCCGGCCCCGGUGCCCCGAGACCUCCAUCGAGGAGCUCCUCAGCUCCGAGGUGACCCUGCACUCCAUCCGGCCGCGGGAUGAGAAGGGCCGGGGCCCGCCAGGCCUGGCGGACAGCAGCAAGGGCUCGGGGCGCGAAGAGGAGCCGUGCAUCACGCCACGGGCCACUCAGCUGGUCUUCAUCUACACGCUGGUGGCCUUCGUCAACGCCCUCACCAACAGCGUGCUGCCGGCCGUGCAGACCUACUCCUGCCUGAGCUACGGGACUGUCGCCUACCACCUGUCUGCCACGCUCAGCUCCAUGGCCAACCCGCUCGCCUGCUUCCUCUCCAUGUUCUUGCCUAACAGGUCUCUGCUGUUCCUGGGGGUCCUCGCAGUGCUGGGCACCGGCUUUGGGGCCUACAACAUGGCCAUGGCAGUGAUGAGCCCCUGCCCCGUCAUGCAGGGCCACUGGGCGGGGGAAGUCCUCAUUGUGGUCUCGUGGGUGCUCUUCGCGGGUUGCCUCAGCUACGUCAAGGUGAUGUUGGGCGUGAUCCUGCGCGACCGCAGCCGCAGCGCCCUCUUGUGGUGCGGGGCGGCGGUGCAGCUGGGCUCGCUGCUCGGAGCGCUGCUCAUGUUCCCGCUGGUCAACGUCUUCGGGUUCUUCUCGUCCGCGGACUCCUGCAGCCUACAGUGCUCCGCCUAG